ACACACACCUGAGAGGAUCCUGACUGACCGACAGCAGCUCUGAGACGACACAGUGCACUGAGUGGGAUGGAAGGCGUACCUCUGAAGAUGCCACAGGGUGCCUCACAGGAAGUCAAAGAAGACGUUAAAGUUGUUGUCCCUGAUUAUCUCACCAUACUGCGGGACACAGAGUUUGAGUUCAGUCUGGAGAAGUGGGUGCUAACCGGGCUCCAGAGCGGCUUCACCAGCCAGCAACACCCUCAGCUCUCCUCCUCUUCAUCAGGACUGCAGCCAUCUUGCCCGCCAUACUGGAUGAUGUUCAGCAGCCCGCAGCAGAGCCGCCUGGCCAGCCGCCACUGCUCCGACUUCUGGGAGCCCAAUCCUCGACAGCGCUCCUACAGCCUCAACCCUGCCGUCCUGCGCGCCAAGUUGGCCAUCUCCGACUCUGAGGAUGAUGGAGAGAGCGCCGCAGAGAAAGCCAAGUCAUGUUCGUCGGUGAAAGCCAGCUCUGGUGGAGAACGUCCUGCUGCUUUGUGUCAGCGUGCUCAGAGGACAGCACAGAGAGCCUUCGUCCCCGACCUCCUGAACCCUCCGACCUGCCUCAGCAGCCUGCCACACCAGCGCAGGAAGAACCUACGACAAUGCUCGCUGUCGGUGCUGGACACGCCCAAACACCACGAGCCCAACACAGACAGCCAAUCCAAGAGCCCGUCCCCACAUAGGACCCCCACCACCAGAGCCAACACAGUCGACAGGCUCCCGUGCAUCAACGACCACAACAACAGAUACACAAAGUCUCUCAGCCCAGACUCCUGUAGAAACCCAUCCAUGACCUCAGCCGCCCCGGGUCUCCCCUCCUCUGGUUCGGACUCGUCAGUAGAACUCCUGUCAGCUCUGAGCCUGGAGGAGAGAGAGCUGCUGGCCGCCAUCACUGCCCGGGGUUACCCCCUCCGUACUGCCAUCAUCGCCCUGCAGAAGACGGGCCGGCAGACCCCAGAGCAGAUCUUGAGUUACCUGGUGGCGUGUGACCAUCUGUGUCAGCUGGGUUAUGACACGGUCCUGGUCGAAGAGGCUCUGGAGAUGUUUCAAAACUGUGAGACAAAGGCGGAGGAGUUCCUUCAUCUGCUGAAUCAGUUCAAUGAGAUGGGCUUCCAGCAGAACGCCAUCAAAGAAGUGCUGCUGGUCCAUGAAAACCACCGAGAACGGGCGCUGGAGGAGCUGAUGAUGCGUGUGGCAUGACGGCAGAUCAACACACACACACUUUACAUAACUCAGCUGCAACUUAAAAUACUGCAAAAUAUGAAACCCAUGUUGAUACGACGCAGAGUCAACAAAGAUUAUUGUAGCUGAAGAUGGACGUGGCCUUCACCAAGGAAAAGUAUAUUGUUGAUACAUUACUUUAUACAAAUGAUGAUGAUGAUGAUGUGCCCAUAUUGCACAUUUUUAUUCCUGUUAAUUAAAGGUAUACUAUGCAGGAAAUGUCAGUUACUGUUACAGCUUAUAUGCGCACUACAAACUGUUGUAGGAACGUUACAUUUGUUGUCAUGGAAAAAAACAAUACUUCAGCAAGCUAACUUAUCUGACUGCCGGCAAACAGGCCACAUUGCUCUUCAUCUCCAUCCUCUGCUUCAGUGCUCGCCAGAGGAAGUAACGUCAACCCCAGAUUCACUCUUGUUUUGUAACAAGCUUUGCUGUUUUGCCUCGCCAUAUUGCUUUUUUCGUCACUGCGUCAGACUUGAGAUGGGAUCACUCCAGACGUGAUGCAGUGAUCCAUGACUUUAAGAUAAAAUAAACCCUUUUUUGUGCAUAUAGUUUUGCUAGUUGUGCACUUUUAACUCCGUGGCUCACGUGGUCACUUUGUCUUUCUGUUUUCUUUCUUGUUGUAUAACACCCUCGUGAAGCACUUUGUGACCUAUGUCUGCGAAAAGCGCAAUAUAAAUAAAUUUUACUUACUUACGUUUGCCAACCAGUGUGCUUGAAAGCUUCACUGCUUCAUGAAGCUUUAUCUGGCCAUCACUAGUGAAAACAACAUUAGCCAUCAUGACGCUAUCGCAGCUGGUAAUGAAGAUAAAUACACCGCCUCAUGCUUCUAGUGUGUCAUAAGUAAUGAUUGAGAGGGAUUAAGUUUGUAUGAGUCUGUGCUUUGCUUUUUUGUAGGACAAAUUCUGCAUAGUAUACCUUUAAAAUGUUGUUAUGUUGUAUU
Epinephelus moara (kelp grouper) is the source of this 2182-nucleotide messenger RNA. It is a transcript of the gene ubap1lb, whose product is annotated as ubiquitin associated protein 1-like b. Gene Ontology annotation, cellular component: ESCRT I complex. Gene Ontology annotation, molecular function: ubiquitin binding. The record is from RefSeq and is a predicted model, not a curated record. NCBI's taxonomy places the organism in Eukaryota, Metazoa, Chordata, Actinopteri, Perciformes, Serranidae. Bases 67 to 1218 code for a protein of 383 amino acids. The transcript is spliced from 6 exons. Gene Ontology annotation, biological process: ubiquitin-dependent protein catabolic process via the multivesicular body sorting pathway.